Messenger RNA from Psylliodes chrysocephalus, 6519 nucleotides. The record is from the annotation of a GenBank genome assembly. Lineage: Eukaryota; Metazoa; Arthropoda; Insecta; Coleoptera; Chrysomelidae.
GUAAAAGGUAAACGUCACUGUCAUUUAGUGUCAGUUUAAUUUUAAGAUAAACUUUUUCAAUUUUGAGUUAUUUUAUAGUAAUGUAACGUAUUUGUAACUUUUUAAAAAUGAGCAAAAAUCUACAGACAGCUACAAAAUUAACCGAAUUCGGACCACUACAAUCAGAAGAUUCCAAACCCGCUAGUGUUGGGCAAUUUUUAGCAAAUUUCUUUUGGCGAAAAAAUGGUAAUCCUGAAGAAAAUCCAACAGGAGAAAAAACAGACAGUAUUAGCGAAUCAUUGCCUACUUGGGCAGCGGAUACAGUUUCGGAUACUCCAUACAAUAUUGCAGAAUCGUCCAAUGUUUAUGAUGUGGACGUUAAUGAGGGUAGAAGUUUACCCAAUGUUUUAAAGAGAAUAAGUAAUCUUUUAGCCCUUAAAAGUAGUAGUCUACAAGACUAUGGAGAUACUGAAUUAAAGCAGUACUGGAUGCCGGAUUCAGUUAGUAAAGAAUGUUAUGAAUGCUCUGAAAAAUUUACUACUUUUAGAAGAAGACAUCAUUGCAGGGUUUGUGGACAGAUAUUUUGCUCGCAAUGUUGCAACCAACAAAUACCUGGUAAAAUAUUUGGAUGUACAGGAGAAUUAAGAGUGUGCACAUAUUGUUGCAAGGUAGUACUGUCAUAUUUACAAUCCUCAGAUUUCAGUGCAGUUUUAACAAAUGAUUUAAGAAUGCUCCAGGAAAGUUUACAGUCUAAAUUUGGUGCCGUUUCCCCAAGAUCUUUUGAAGAACGAACUCUGCAGGCAUCUAUAAUAAGUAAUGAUGAUAAUAAUGCAAAAAGGAAGAUUUCAGUUGGUUACCAAGAAGAAAAAUUCUUUUCAGAAAAUACAAAUACAUCGUAUUUGUCAACAGAGGAGAAAUGUAGGGCACUUCAGAACUCGGCGUCCCUUAGAAAUCUGUAUGAAGAAAUGUUAAAGCCUACAAGUGGAUUACAAUUCGAGACGCAUAGAUAUCGUUUAAAGACAUACACCGAUUGUUUCUUGGGCUCUGAGUUAGUUGAUUGGUUGAUAUUUCAACAGAAAUCGAAAAAUAGGGUCCAAGCUUCCGCAAUAUGUCAAGCUCUACUAGAAGGUGGCUAUAUAGAAAGUUUGUCCGAUCCAGCAAUGUUCAUUGAUGGUUAUGCUUUCUAUCACAAAAAACUUACUUCAUAUCCCGAAUUGCCUCUAUCUGGGUCCAAUUUCGAUGUUCCUUACCAUGAGGAGCCCCAUUGGGUUCAACAGAUACCACAUGAAUCUAGCACGACGGAUUCAGAAAAUGAACAGGUAUCUCCCGUAAAUAUAACAUCUUCAUCUUCUUAUAUGUUAGAUCUCAAUUUAGAAGCAAACACUGUUUAUUUAUCCAGACCGCUUGAUGAAUAUAAACAUCAAAAUUCGAGCACUGUUUCCGAGCAACAAGAGAAACAAGAAACUGAGAUUGUCAGACCGCCUGAACAGGUUGAAGCGGCACCCGAAUCUGGUUGGUUCAAUGCUUUAAAAUUAAGAGAAGAAAACGGAGAAAAACUUGCUUAUACGAUUUUAAGUCAAACUUUCGAGCAACACGAAAUUAGUUUGUUAAAGCAACUUUUAAUGUCGCAAGGAUUGGGGUAUUCCUGGUCAGAAGUCAUCAUCCCUUUGUUACAAGAUCUUAUCGCUAAUAUAAGACCCGAUAAAAAUCACGACGCUAUCGAUUUGGACAUUCGACAUUACGUCCAAUUUAAAAUUUUAUCGGGCGGUAUGAAGAGCGAUACGUCGCUCAUUGGCGGCGUUGUUUGCAGUAAAAACGUAGCUCACAAAGAUAUGUUGACCGAAAUAGACAAUCCCAAAAUCCUGUUGCUUCAGUGCUCUGUGGUGUAUCAAAGAACCGAAGGCAGAUUAAUGUCGCUGGAACCGGUUUUAAUGCAGGAAUAUGAAUAUUUAAGGAACGUCGCGGCGAGAAUCGUGGCGCUUCGACCGAACGUCGUGUUGGUGCAAAAAAACAUUUCUAGGCUGGCUCAAGAUAUGUUAAGGCAACACAACGUCACUUUGGUGCACAAUGUUAAACAGAGUGUGCUUGAACGAUUGUCGAGAUGCACGCAAGCGGACAUUGUGUCUGCCGUCGACGCCCACAUUGGCCGGCCAAAAUUGGGCACCUGCAAAAGGUUUUAUUUGAAAAGUUUUAAGAUAGAUAAAGAUCAAACGAAAACGUUAAUGUUUUUCGAAGGCCUGCCCUGUCCUCAUCUAGGAGCCACGAUACUAUUAAGAGGAGCGUCUGAAACUGAAUUGUCUAAACUAAAAAAUGUGUCUAUAUUGAUGUUAUUUACGUUCUACAGUUGGAGGCUGGAAAAAUCAUUUCUGAUGGACGAAUUCGCUAUGCCACCCAAUGCGAAAGAAUUCUUAGAAGACAGCAGGGAAAAUUCGCCCGUUGAUUCUGAUUCCAAAACAAUUAUUUCGGAAGGCGUUAAGAAGACCGAGAGACCUGCCAUGAAACGGUUCAGCAGAGAAGAACAGCUGAGCGAAAAGAAAACUCUAGUCGAAGAUUUUACCGAUCCUCUGCAUUCAUCUAGCGUUGAUUUUGAACCGAAAAUCUCAAAUCAAACGCUGGCGGUCGCGCAAUUGCCGUUUUCCAACAGUUUCAAGAAGCAUUUGGAUGAUACGAUUUUGUGCAUAUCGCCGUAUAUCGUCAUUCCGCCACCGUAUUUAGAAACGGAACUCGGGAAGAAGUGCAAGUUGAGACAGUUCUUCCCAGAUGAUCUUUACUUUAGCAUGCAAUUCGGAAACCAGGCCAAAAGUAAGUGGAGGAAUUUGGAGGAAUCGAAAGUUGACCAGGGAAUUUCGACUCAAAAUACUAAGCAUCUUCACCCGUUUCUAAUUACGAAACUAACGAAAAACGCGGAAGAUCCGAACGUUCAGAAUCUGGUCGCCAAUUUUCGUGCCUGUGGCGGUAGAUACGAAAAAAAGGAGAAUAUUUGUGUGGAAAAAAAAUCCGAAAAACUUUCCGAAAAGACUGAAACUAACGCCAAAGAUGUGCUCGAUCCCGUCAAUCAUCAGAGAUUGGCGGUGCUGUUUUGCAGCUACAGCACCGAAUCGAAUAACGCGCCGGCUUUUUGCGUUAAUCCAUGGAUCGUAUACAUGGACUUCUACGGUCGCAACGACAUUCCGCUAGGAUGUUUCCUAGAACGCUACUGUUUUCGACCGACUUACGAAUGCCCCUCGAAAUCCUGCGAUACGCCAAUGGUUAGCCACGUAAGACGAUUUGUUCACAACAACGGUUGCGUAACAAUUUGCCUUAACCAUUUCGAUAAUGAAUUUUCCGAAGAGCAGAUCGUCAUGUGGACGUGGUGCACGAAAUGCCAAAAAGUGUCGCCUAUCGUACCGAUGUCCGCUGACACUUGGUCGUAUCCGUUCGCUAAGUAUUUGGAGUUGAAGUUCUAUGCUGAUUUUUAUAGCAGACGGGGGCAGUCGUCUUGCGAACAUAGUCUGCAUCACGAUCAUUAUCAGUAUUUCGGUUACAAGAAUUACGUAGCUACGUUCAAAUAUAGUCAAAUAACAAUUUGGGAAAUAUCCCUACCACCACCAUUAAUAGAGAUAAAAUACGACAAUUCCAAACUUCAACAUCAACUUAUCGACGAAAUAAAAAAUAUGGCGCAAAAAGGACACGAUAUAUUUUCUGCGAUACAAGACAAAAUGAAACCGGAAGAAACCGAAAAUACCGCAAGUUUAAAACAAAUCAUAUCGAAGGAACAAACUCAGUUUAAGCAGAGAGUCGAAGAAGUGCAACUGAAACUCACUUCUCCUACCAUAGAACAUAAAUCGUUUGAUGAAAAAGAACUGCAUUUAGCCUAUUGGAAGAUAUCCGAUUCCCUGAUUAGGUUAAAAAAGAACCUAGUCGACAUCGUGGACGGAUGGAACGUUCGUCUAAACGAACUUAUCAAUAGGAAAAAAGAUGGCGAUAAAAAGAAGGAAAAACCGGUCGAUAAUAAUUCCGAGGAAAGCGCCGAACAUCAAGAUACCAGCAUCGUGUUCGAAGAAAACCAUGCAAAUAGUUUCAAUUCGAAAAAAAUCGGAAGCAUCGAUAACAGUGAUAACGAAUCUUGCACAUCUUCAUCUCCCAAGAGCUAUCACAGGUCGCAGUCUGAUAACGUUAUUUCACAAGUGGAAGAUUCAACGGAUAGUAAAAAAGAAUCCGAUAAAAAGACUGUGAAGAAUAUUUUAUCCAAUCUUCUACAAUCAUCCAAUAAUUCGUGUUUCAUACCGGCGCCGUUUUCCACCAACGAACACUACCUAUCCGAUUCGUCGAUUCCAUUGGUGGUGCUAGAGAACGAACCCAGCUCCAUUGUGGCUUACACUCUUUGUUCCAACGAAUACAAGAAGCUUUUGGACGAAUUGACCACCAAAAAAAACCAAACCGACCUAUCCGGUAGCCCCUUGCUCAAAAGAAGGAGUAAUAGCGAAAAAGAAAAAACCGAGGAUGAGAAGAAGAAUAUUUUAGGUUUUUUAAAAACUAAAGAUGCCAACGUGGGAUCUCCGUCUGCUUUGACAGUUUCGUCUGAAACAAACAUUGAGCAAUCCUCAAAUUCUACGGAUCUACAAGACGAUGCGAAAAAGGUGAGGAAAGCGCACGUCGAGGUACAAUUUCAAGAUGGGAACAGCAACUUUUUCUGUCGAGUGUACUUGGCGGAAAAAUUUGCAGCUCUUCGAGCAGCCGUAUUACCGAUGGCCGAGGAAGGAUACAUUAGAUCGCUGUCUAGAUCCGUACAAUGGAAUGCCAGAGGAGGAAAAUCUGGUUCGAACUUUUCAAAAACAGUUGAUGACAGAUUUAUUCUGAAGGAAAUGUCAAAAUCUGAAGUUCACCUGUUUCUGGAAUCGUCGUCCAAUUACUUCGCCUACAUGAGCAAAUGUCAAACGACCAAGCAGCUGACGCUCUUAGGAAAAAUCUUGGGCAUAUACCAAAUAGUAUUUAAGAAUAAUUCCAAUGUUCCGUACAGAUCCAACAUACUAGUUAUGGAAAAUCUGUUUUAUAACAGAAAAGUGUCGCAAAAAUUCGACUUAAAAGGAUCUAUGAGGAAUAGGCUGGUUAUUCCUGAUAAUCAGAGCGAAGAGAUUGUUUUGCUUGAUGAAAAUUUGAUGAAAAUGACUUGUGAAUCCCCGUUGUAUGUGCUGCCUCAUUCCAAAACUGUUUUGAUAAAUGCGAUACAAAAUGAUACAGAGUUCCUAUCGACGCAAUCUGUUAUGGAUUAUUCGUUACUUGUUGGAUUAGAUCCAGAUAAUAAAGAGAUAGUAUUGGGAAUAAUAGAUUACAUAAGAACGUUUACUUGGGAUAAGAGGUUAGAAACCAUGGUGAAGAAAAGCGGCAUUUUGGGUGGACAGGGAAAACUACCUACCAUAAUUUCACCUGAAGAAUAUCAGAAACGGUUUAUAGAAGCCAUGCAUAAAUAUUUUUUGGAAGUACCUGACCAUUGGGCUGGUUUGGGAAAAACCCUCGAAUAAUAAUGACCAUUUAUUGCGUCUGUUACACGAAUUAAUAUCGAAAUGCCUCAAGCGUAAAGGGUCAAUGUACAGUAUAUCCGGAAAUACCAUUAGAAUAAUUUCAUAAGAUAAUUUGAAAAGUUUUGGUUCCGGAAAUUCAUAGUUUUCAAGAUAGUGUGUCAAACUUUUUUAAAAAUCGCUUUUUUAUAAAUAUCCUUUGACCAGAUUUUGUUAAAAUUUGGUAGUAUUGUUUGUAGUUAAAAGAAUUUAGCCUUAAUUGGAUUAAAAUAAUUAUAAAGUCUAGUGGCGUGACGAGAGGCACCUUACUGAAUAUUAUUGGCAAAAAAAUGUGCGACACUGAAUCGAAAUCGUUUUCGCAAAAAAAACUGAUUUAUUACUUAUAUUUGGGCAAUAAAUUAUAUCAAAAAGAAAGGUGUACCUGUAGCUUGAAAACUAUGCGUAUCCGGAUCCAGGUUCAUAUGAAAACAUUUUCACAAUUGAACAGAAUUUCCGGACACCCUGUAUGUACAUGUAGCAUUUGAAUACCUACUGGAGUAUUAUAUGAAUAUUAUUUUUACAUUUGAUAUCUGAAUUACUAUAAGCUCUAGGUUCAUUUCAUGAAAUAAGAAUUCCCUGUCUUUGAAGACGUCUUUCUUAACCUGUCUCCCCAUAACUCCCUAACUCAUAUUUCAACGGCCUGUAAUUUAGAAUGUAUUUUUCAUCAUUUACACGAAAAUUUUAUAGUAAUAAUACAAAAUUAUUUAUAGUCUCUCUAUAGACUAUUAUUUAUAAUUUGAACAUAAAACAAUAAAAACUAGAACAUGAGUAAUUGACAUAAUUUCUUUAUUUUUAAAUGAUCCUGUAUGUUAUACCAACAUUUUGAUUAUGGCUUUUAAUAAAUAAUUUCAGAAUAAGCACAACUUUUGAGAAUUAUUUUUAAAUAUGAGUUUAGGGUUAUAUUUAGAUCCACGGGGACACAGUUGAGGCGACUAAAGAAAUAUAAAUAAAAUCUCCCUAUAUAAUUAUUGAAAAACGUACUAAGAAUCCGUACUGAUGUUUU